AUGAAUGAUGAGUGGCAUACUGGCAUACCUUUGCUCGACUUUCCCGAUGAAGAAUCCCAGACACCUACGUAUUCCGAUCAAGUCGAUACCGACGACCCCGAAAAGGAAGAUCCUAUGUAUGAAGUUUACACGACUGUACUUCAUCAGUUUGCGCGAGACGGGAUCGUGGAAGCGAUUAAAUACUACUUAGACUCAGAUCCCAAGCUUGCUAAAGAGCAUAGCUCUGAGAAAGUAAGUAUUGUAGAAAAACCGCAAUAA
Cylicocyclus nassatus is the source of this 258-nucleotide messenger RNA. The record is from the annotation of a GenBank genome assembly. NCBI's taxonomy places the organism in Eukaryota, Metazoa, Nematoda, Chromadorea, Rhabditida, Strongylidae.